Messenger RNA from Besnoitia besnoiti, 1941 nucleotides. RefSeq names its product tRNA (guanine(9)-N(1))-methyltransferase. The transcript has 2 exons. Bases 1 to 1941 code for a protein of 646 amino acids. Lineage: Eukaryota; Apicomplexa; Conoidasida; Eucoccidiorida; Sarcocystidae. Gene Ontology annotation, biological process: tRNA N1-guanine methylation. Gene Ontology annotation, cellular component: nucleus. Gene Ontology annotation, molecular function: tRNA binding. The record is from RefSeq and is a predicted model, not a curated record.
AUGGCAGAAGAUCUUUCGUCAGUGGCAACGAACUCCGAGGAAUUUCCCGCGGAAGCUCGGGGCGGAAACCGCAGUCCAGCGGCGGCGCGAGCUCCAGAAUCUCCCUCGAAUGAGGAGGCUUCCAGGAGCGAAGCUUCAGCCUGCUGGCCUGGAGGAAAUAUAGAUGCCAGCGCAUGCCGUGGAGCUCUCAGUUCGCCCGCUGAUGAGCUUACGACGGCUGCGAUGGUGUGCCCGCCUCACGGUUCGCCCGAGAGCAAAAAUCAGAUGCGGAAACGGCGGAGGCAGGAAAGACACGAACAGAGGAAGCAGUUGUGGAAGGAAAAGAAGAAGGAACUGAGAGCAAACAAAAGGGUACAGCGUCCUACAAGCGGCGCCAGCGAAGAGGCGGCGCUCAUCGACAGUUCAAGACUCGUGACGUCGCGGGACGAAUGUUGCUCAGCGAAUUGUGGAGAUGCCCGCGGUCACGGCAGAGAGGCAUCGUCAGUUGCGUCGCAUUCUACCUGCCACGGGGACCCGUGCGUGGAUCAGACCGCACAGCGACGAGCUCCGCGUCCCUUGCUGUGCAACCUCGCAGGAGUUCAAUCGCCAGGGAGCGACGGCUGCUGCUGCUCAGACAGUCCCAGCAAGUGUGCUUCUUCGAUGCCGCACGCCUCUAAAGCCGGUCCCUCCACGCCCCCUGCGGCGCAUUCAGGGGCUGGCGAGCGCGACUCGUCGCGUGCGACGAGUCUUUUUUUGAAGUCGACAGCAGGCUCACGGUGUACCCGCUGUCGUGCGUGUCGGCGAGGAUCUGUGGGAAUCGUUAUCGACUGCGAUUUCGAGGACUUCCAGACCGAGCGGGAGAUCAUGAGUCUCUCGCAGCAGCUCAUGUACUCGUACGGUGCCGCCAGGCGGCACAAUAAGACAGUACAAUGUCUGCUAGACAGCGGCGAAGCCGCUGGACUCUGUUCAUGCGAAGCGCCCAAAGGCAAUGGGACGCGGGAAUCCGACGCGGGAAGAGACCAGGCUGCUGCUGAAGAGCAGAAUCCGCUGUCCGACGCACCCGACCACGACGACGGGGUUGGCGCCGCUGCAGCCUGUGAGCCGCUCAGGGCGGAGGCAGCUCAAGGAGCGCACAUGCCGAGCUCGGGUCAGGCGGACGAUGAACGACAGGGACGUGAAAAAACUGCUCAGUUGCUUAACGGCGCAGCGCCAGCGUCGCCACGCGAAGACGCUGCAUCCACAGAAGUCGGUGAGGCUGCCAGAUCAGCCAGGGAGGCAGCACAGGCGCCGCUGCCGCGGGAACGUAGCGCGUCUGCCGCUGCCGAUGCUGCGGGUGCAAGCGAGGAUGGGCCUGGCGUCUGUCAGUUUUGCGGCCGGCGGAAAAAAGUGCCGCCUGUUGGAUUUGCCGUAACGGGCGUCGGCCCGCAGUUAGCGCACCACCUCAGCAACUUCCAGGGCUUUGAGCGCUGGCAGUGCGAGGCCUAUACGCAGCCGUUCAAUGAGCUGUACGCGCCGCAAGGCGCCGGGGUCGGCGCCGCCGUCAGGGGUUCCGCAGCGAGCGGGAGCGAAGGGCGUGAGACGAAGGCCGAAGCCUCGCACGCAGGGCAGACAGAGGAGGCAGGAAACCCUGGAUCGAAAUGCCUGCGAGAGCCGAAUAUUGUCUAUUUGAGUGGAGACGCAGAGGACCUGCUCGAGGACAUUCGCCCAGGCUGUCACUACGUUAUCGGCGGCUUGGUCGACCGCAACCGCCACAAAGGGCUGACGGCUCGAAAAGGCAACCGAGAAAACAUUCCCAUCGCUCGCCUGCCUAUCCGUGAAUAUUUGGGUAGAAAACUCGAUGGCUGCGCCAUUCUCACUGUCAACCAGGUAGUUGACAUUCUUCUGGGGUAUUUGGCCACUCGCGACUGGCACGCAGCACUCGUCAGGGCAUUCCCUGCGCGAAAAGGGAGAUCAGACUUUUGA